Messenger RNA from Symbiodinium sp. CCMP2456, 867 nucleotides. NCBI's taxonomy places the organism in Eukaryota, Dinophyceae, Suessiales, Symbiodiniaceae. The record is from the annotation of a GenBank genome assembly.
AUGUUGGCACUCCAGGCAGCAGCGAAGGAGUGCAAGCACUUGAGCGGAUGCCGAGCUGUGACUGCUUUCGUUGGGACCGAUUUCCAGAAGAACCAGGAGUACGAGUUCCGCUUCGUGACUGGGGUGGAGCCUUGCACGGCGGAUCCAGAAUACCGUACUGUGCAGCUGCCUGCAGACUCAAAGGGGUCGCAGCGGCGUCAAUGGGGUGGCCCGGCACCGCUGGAAGUCCUUGCAGCGAGGGGGGCCACGCUGGUGCAGGAGAAUCCGCCUAUCGCAAAGUUCGACGGCUUUCUCUCCGAUGACGAGAUCCAGCACAUCAUGGAGCUGGCUCGCCCGCGCUUUGUUAGGUCCACCACUGGCAUGACCUACGACUCCGGCGACAGCCGGACUUCAGAAACGGCCUGGCUCAACGCCCAACAGGAUUCAGAUGAUGCAGUUCUGGCGAACAUCACCGCUCGCAUCACUGAGCUCACCCGACUGCCGCAUGAGCACAUGGAACCUUUCCAGGUGGUCCGAUACCAAGCUGGUCAGUUCUUCCAGGGCCACCAGGACUACUUGGACGCCCAAGAGGAGCAGGUGUGUGGUGGGCGAGUUGGAACCUUCUUCAUGUAUCUGAAUGAUGUACCUGAAGGAGGUCAGACCCACUUCGCCAAGUGGGACUUGACAAUCACGCCCCGGAAAGGCUUGGCUCUUCUUUGGUGGAACGUGAACUACACAGCCCUGCAGCAUGGCAUUUUCGGCGGCACAAAGGACAUGGACGCCUGGCACCAGUCCCUUCCAGUGGUGGAGGGUGAAAAGUGGGUUGUCAAUCGCUGGCUCCACCCGUAUGACUUCCUGACACCUUACUUCGAGGGAAAGCUAAGAUGA